AUGAACAUUGACAAGCCCCUUGACCAGAUCAUCUCCGAUCGCCCCAAGAAGACCGGCGCCGGCCGCAACAGCCAGCGCGGUCGUCGUGGGGGCCGUAGUGCUCGACCCGGCGCAAAGGCGGCAGCUGUCGGUGCUGGUGCCCAGAGUGCUGCCGUCAUCGCCGCCUCGAACCGCAACAAGCCCCCCGUCGUGAUCCCCGGCCGUAGCGGCAACACUGGCAGCAAGAUUAUUCUCAGCAACUUGCCUCUCGAUGUCACCGAGGCCCAAGUCAAGGAACUAUUUGCCACCACCAUUGGCGCUCUUCGCAAGGUGGCCAUGAGCUACCGUGCCAACGGCCAGUCCACUGGCGUCUGCACUGUCGAGUUCCAGCGUGCCGACGAUGCUGGCCGAGCCUACACCCAGUACAACAACCGAUUGAUCGAUGGAAAGAAGCCUCUCAAGGUCGAAGUCGUCGUUGACCCCUCCAAGGUGGCUGCUGCGCCCGCUGCUGCAGCCAAGGGCGCCAAGGGUGCUGCCGGUGCCGGUGCCAAGGGCAAGGGAGGUCGCGGUGCCGCUGGUGCUGCCGGUGCUGCCGGUGCUUCGUCGCGCGGGCGUGGCCGUGCACGUGGCGCCAAGCGCGAGGCGCGCCCCAAGAAGACGGUCGAGGACCUCGACGCCGAGAUGGAGGACUACAACAAGCAGGCCUCCACCGACGCUGCUCCUCAGGCCUAA
Messenger RNA from Sporisorium graminicola, 711 nucleotides. RefSeq lists its product as uncharacterized. Gene Ontology annotation, cellular component: nucleus. NCBI's taxonomy places the organism in Eukaryota, Fungi, Basidiomycota, Ustilaginomycetes, Ustilaginales, Ustilaginaceae. Gene Ontology annotation, molecular function: mRNA binding. The record is from RefSeq and is a predicted model, not a curated record. The transcript is spliced from 4 exons. Gene Ontology annotation, biological process: mRNA export from nucleus. The coding region runs from base 1 to 711 and encodes 236 amino acids.